Messenger RNA from Tachysurus fulvidraco (yellow catfish), 4276 nucleotides. It is a transcript of the gene mmrn2a, whose product is annotated as multimerin 2a. The coding region runs from base 82 to 3180 and encodes 1032 amino acids. The transcript has 8 exons. Gene Ontology annotation, molecular function: protein binding. The record is from RefSeq and is a predicted model, not a curated record. NCBI's taxonomy places the organism in Eukaryota, Metazoa, Chordata, Actinopteri, Siluriformes, Bagridae.
AGUAUCUAUUGCUUGGACUGAGGCACCAGAUGCUGGAAAGACGGCACGUGUUUGUGUGUUUACUGGAGAAGCCGUGUAGACAUGAUAGUGCUGAAAGUGUUUCUGUACCUGCAGGGCCUGUUGCUGGCAGCACGGUGUGAAGUUUGGCCCAGAGACCAAGAGCUGAAAGAGGGAGAGGACGAGCAAUUAAACCAACCCCAAGGUGCUUGGGAUCAUGGCAAUCCAUAUGAACAUUUUGGAACUGGUCAUGACAGUGCUGGAACACAAAAACAAGGUCCGGUUGUCUCUGAAACUAUCCAUUACCCAAUGGAGCAUAGGCAUUCUAACCCCAAACAUGGGUCUCCAUCUGAGGAUGUAUCUGUGGAUGCAGAAGGUGGUUCAGCAGAUAGCAAUAUCCAUCCAAAACGCACAGGAAACUGGUGUACAUUUGUGCAUAAACGCGUAGUCACAAAGCCAAUGGCCUGUGGCACUGAGAAAUAUGUUAUCAAGUCCCAGAGUCCUUGUCCGAGCAGGUCGCCAGACUGCCAUCUGGUCAUGUACAAGCUGUCUACUCGGCUAGUGUACAAAGAGAAGCAGAUGAUUCACACAGCGCUCUUGUGGAGAUGUUGCCCUGGUCAUGCUGGAGAAACAUGCGAGGAUACUGUGGAAAAUGGCCAUGUGUCAGUGUCAGGAGACUCUCAGCUUGGUGAUACAGGAAAUGAAUGGAUUGCCCACAACCCAAACCAGAAGCAGAACGACCAUCAAAAGACCAAACGCUCACUAAUCGAGUCCCUGAUGUCUGAGGAGAAACAAACGGAUAAACAGCACAGACAAGACCCUCCAAGCUCACACACUGGUCAUGAGCCUCACUAUGAGAAAGGUGCACACCACAGUGUGGAUAAUGGUCAUGGAGGUUCUCCAACAGAGAGGCAUCACCCAAAUCCCGGACCUGUACCCAUCCAUUAUUUAAAGGAUGUCAUAAUGUCUCAUCUACAGCCAAUAUUUGACAGCUUCAACCUGACACUAGCACGCCUGUCUGAAGAGGUGCAGGACCUACAGAGGGACAUGACCCAGCUACAACUUGACCAAAUGUUACAGGGAGAGUCCAAAACAGCAGGAAGUGGAAUAGGUGAAGAGUUAAAGCAACAUGAGGCAAAGACAGAGACCUUGCAACAAGUGGAGGAACUGACUAUGCAACUUGACCUUCAGCGUGAUGAGAUGGAAGAAAAGCUACAUGCACAGCAGGCCAUGCUGCACUACAACCUCACCAAUCUGAAGGCUGGCAUGGAUGUCCAGCACAAACGCAACCAGAAGAUGCUACAGACGAGCCUUCAUUCCAUGAACUCCUCACUAUCAGAGGUAAAAGAGAAGCAAGAGCAGCUGGAGGAGGAGUUCCAGAGGGUUUUGAGACUUGCAAGUCAAAUGCCAAGUCCUGAGAGACAGCCUCAGGAGGACACAGCAGUCUGGGAGGCCAUUAAUCGUCUGGACAAUAAGGUGGUCAAUAAUACUGUGCAGCUCAGUAUCCUAAACGAAGACCAAGUCCAAGCAACUCGGACGAUAGAACAGUUGCAAAUGGGCUGGAAGGCCUUAGAAGAACGUGUAACCAAGAAUGAUCGCAAGAAUGAGGACAGAUACAUCGAGGCUUUCCUUGAAGUGGAUGCAGCAAAGGUGGCAGUACGAACGAGUACUGAUGAGCUAUCAAACAAUGUCACCCUUCUCCAAAGUAUAGUCCAGGAACUGGAGGAGGACCUGGACCAUUUAUUCAUCCAAUUCUCUAAAAACAUAAGCAUCGGUAGCAGAGACUGUGACUGCAGCGGCCUCAGCAAAUCUGUGGUGCAUUUGAAACUGGCAGUAGCUAAUAUAUCAGUAAUUGCAAAUGAAAACAGGAUAGCUUUAGACAGCGCAGCAGAAGAGAGGGUGAACAUUUGGGAAAAUGGUGGUCCGAGCCAACCAGUGGAAGAGAUCAAAUUGGGUUUACAUACUGUGCAGAACUUGCUGGCACUUGAGCAAGAGAAACGCAGGACACUGCAACAAACCUUAAGCACACUCCAGACCUCUGUUUUAAGCAGUCAGACACAUAUUGAAGCUCUACAGCAACAAGACAGUAAGAAAUCUGGUGAGAUAAAACAUCUUUUUAACUCUUUCAGCUCUCUGUUGCAAGAUGCCAUACGCCAUUCCAGUGUGCUGGAGGUUCUGCUCGGUGAGGAGGUUUUGGAGUUUAUUGAAUUGUCCUCACAAGUCCAGAAGGCCCACUCCAUCCCUACGCUGAAAAUGAUGAUCAGCGACCUGCAGGAACAGAUUAACAAACACAGCCAAAGCCUGGCCUCCAUGCUUAACUCUGAAGACCCCACUGCAGGUGAACCAUCAGAGAUGGCAGACUGGAUCGCAGAGGAUCUCAAAAGGAGACAAAAGGAACAGAAAACUGAGCACUUCUCAGAGAACCCUUCAGGACACAAAGAUUUCUUAGCAUUGGAAAAAGCAGUGGAACAGCUCAAAGCUCAUGUCAUAAAGCUGAGAGAUCAGCAAUGUCUGUCCUGCUGUGACUGUGCCAAAGACACCAAGUCCAAAGGUGUAGAGGCAAAACUACAAGCCGAGUUGUCCAGUGUGCACAAGAGCCUUGACGAUCAUCUCAGGCUUUUUAGUAGCAUUUUUAGUAAUACUGAUGGUCUAACAGCGUCUGAAGCAACAGUAGAUUUGGACCAGUUGCUUGCACUAAUGAAGAAAAAAGAAGCCAAACUUCAAAGAAAGAAGCAAAAGAAGAGAGCGGAAACACAGCAUAGCAAGCGGGAUACCUCGCUACAAACGGCAGUACACGAUCAGCCUCAGGAGCACACACUCAUGUUUGCAGUCAGCAGCAGAGACGGUGUUAACACACCAGGUACUGUUGUGUUUAAAACCACGUCGACAAACCACGGGCAAACAUACUCACCUGAAACGGGCACGUUCCGCGCGCCUACCACAGGGGUUUACCUGUUCAUGUUGACGCUGGACUUCGGGCCUGGGCCAUCUUUAGCCCAGCUGAAAAUCGGAGAGAAAGUAGCAGCGGCAGUGUAUCAGAACAUGAGGGAACCAGCAGGACCUGCUACUCGUCAUUGCCUGUUAUAUCUGCAACAGGGUGAAGAGAUCCACCUAGAGCUAAUACAGGGAACAUUGAAGCAGGAAAACACCUUCACCGGACUGCUGCUCCAACAGAUCACAUGAGCACACGGUCACCUCUGAGAGUAGAACACACACUGCACUGGAAUGAACAAAUGAACAAGCUUGAUUUUUGAUUAUUUUCAAUACAGCACUUUUUCAUUUCUCCUGAUCACCGAUUAGUUACAAGCAGCAUCUUGGGCAGCUUCAGAAUCUUCUGUAUUUCGAUGUAAUUGAAAAUCAAUAGUAUGAGACCUUUCCAGGCUUAGACUCUCUGUGUAUGUGUGUACGUGUGAGAAUAGAUAUACUACUUCAGUGAAAAUACGUAACAUUUAUCUGUAUAUUUCAGCUGCAAGUUAAAACACAACUGCCAAAGUUAGGUCAUUGUUACUGCAUGCUGCUCACACACACUUCUCUCACACACACACAAUGAUCCACAAGCACUCGGAUUCAUAUAGUAAAUAUUUACUUCAAAUGAAUACAAUGGACAAGUAUCGUAUGUAUGGUAAUUGCAUUUUCUUGGCAAACUCAUAAGGCACCAUUCAAACAGAAGUUACUGUAAAAAAGGUGUGUAAUAAUUAUAUACCAACUGUUACCUUGUAUUAGCACAGGGCAGGGAAAUAUAACAUUUAAAUAUCUACAUCAUGUUAGAGGUGCUAGUUCAUUAUGUUAAAGUGUGUCAUUUUAAUUGGAAAAACUAAGGUUUAAAAAAAUAAAAAAGUCACGAAUCACAGCUCAAUUUUCGUGAGCAAAUGAAUAAUAAUGAUUCAAGAAAAACUUUCUGCUUUUCCAAAAUAUCCUCUUCUAGCCACAGAGUGCACACGUUGCUUACACAGCUACUGUUUCCUGUAAUAUUUUAUUGCAAUGAACUGUUUUUUCUCGAGUUAUCCCAAUCAUCUUUUACCUAUUUAUAUUUUUUAAAACAAAUUUAUUUUUUGAAGAGCAUUUUAUGACCAUUUUAAUAAUUUUCAAAAUCAUUUAUUUUUCUGUAAUUUUACCUUUGUAUAACAUCGUAAAAUGUUGGCAAAUUUUGAUAAGGCAUAUUUAGUCUGGCACUAAACUGAGGACUGUUGGUUCAUACUUCCUGUACAUAUAAACCCCAUGUCAUAGAUGUUCACUGCUUUUUCAGUGGCACGGAAACCAAUAAAAGUAAAUUAAGGCU